Messenger RNA from Magnolia sinica, 2159 nucleotides. RefSeq names its product E3 ubiquitin-protein ligase WAV3-like. Gene Ontology annotation, molecular function: zinc ion binding. The transcript is spliced from 3 exons. Lineage: Eukaryota; Viridiplantae; Streptophyta; Magnoliopsida; Magnoliales; Magnoliaceae. The record is from RefSeq and is a predicted model, not a curated record. The coding region runs from base 252 to 1859 and encodes 535 amino acids.
UGGCGUAUGUGGGUGUGCAGUAAAAGGGAAGAGAGAGAAUCGAAAAAAAAAAAAAAAAGCAGAGAAAGCUGAUGAGAGAAGAACACUGUAAACAUCCUUGCAGGUUUUGCAGACUCUUUGUCUCUUCCUUUUGAAAUUCAAGAAUACAAAAGAGGGAAGAAUAGAGAAGAAAGAACAAGAAGAGAUAGAAGAAGAAUACAGAGGAAGAGAGAUUUUGAUUUUGGGUUUUUCCUGUUCUGAUUUUUUUAGCAAUGGUGGGAGGAAAUAGAGUUUCGAAAUUCAGAAAGGCAGCAAUGAAGAUAGGACUCCCCUGCGCUUCUUUCACCUCCUCAAUGAGACUAUCAUCUUCAUCACACAAGGAAGACGAUCCCACCGUCGAGGAUAUGUCAAAUUCUGGGAUUUCUGGCAGAGAAGGGAAUGUUGCAGAAACGGCAGAGGAAGCAGAAUCCAGCGGAUUAGCCAAGAACCUGUGCGCAAUAUGCCUGGAGCCAUUGAUCUACAACGGCGCCGGUGGGACCAGCUCCGGCCAGGCCAUAUUCACAGCUCAAUGCUCGCAUGCCUUCCACUUUGUUUGUAUCUCCUCCAAUGUCCGCCAUGGCAGCGUCACGUGCCCAAUUUGCCGAGCCUAUUGGACCCAGCUUCCCCGCAAUCUCACACCCCCUUGCUCACUCCCCUGCCCCCAGACAGACCCCAUCCUACGCAUCCUUGACGACUCCAUUGCCACUUUCCGAGUCCACAGGCGCUCGACUCUCCGCUCCGCGCGUUAUGAUGAUGACGAUCCUGUCGAGCCAGACCUGACACCACCCGGCCACCCCCGUCUCCGCCUCACCCUAAUCCCUGUCUCACUAACCCAGCCGAGUUUUCCUCCUUGCAGCCAUCCAGCUUUGCAAGUUAAUGGGCCCAUAUCACAUCAUCUCAAUGGCCUCUCUCCACGUGGGCGGUCACCAUUGCGACAAUUCACCAGUUCUUCAUCUGUAUCCCAACGGAAUACUUCACCAAAUGGACAGAAUCCAUGUCUUUGCUCCAAUAGAGCCUAUCUCUCCAUCAAGCUAGCACACCAGCAAGCAACUGAUAUGGUCUUGGUAGCCAGCACCAAUGGCCCCCAUCUAAGGCUUCUCAAGCAAUCCAUGGCAUUGGUGGUUUUCUCACUCCGCUCCGUUGACCGUCUGGCUAUCGUCACCUAUUCAUCAACUGCGACACGUGUCUUCCCUCUAAGGCGCAUGUCCUCCCACGGGAAACGGAGCGCCCUACAAGUCAUUGACCGCCUCUUCUACCUAGGAGAGGCGGACCCCAGCGAAGGACUCAAGAAAGGGGUGAAGAUACUGGAAGACCGCAAUCACCACAAUCCCCAAUCUUGCAUCUUGCACCUAUCAGAUAGCCCGACGAGAGCUUCUUACCUCGGCCGCGAGAUGCAAGUCCCCAUCCCGAUCCAUUGCUUCCAUGUUGGGUUCGGGUUUGGCACAUCGAACGGAUUUGUGAUGCACGAAUUCGAAGAGUUCUUGGUGCGGUUGCUUGGAGGUGUGGUCAGGGAGGCUCAGUUGAGGAUCGGGGAGGAAGGGGUGGUGAGAUUGGGCGAGUUGAGGACUGGAGAAGAGAGGAGGAUUGCUCUAGACUUGGGCGAUUGCGGAUUUGUAUGUGUUGGAUAUAGCUACAUUGAAGGUGGGAUUGAAGAAUGUCUAAAGACGGGGGAAAUGAUAGUAGGGAUUGGAGACAAGGAGGAUAGUGGUGACGAUGAUGGUGAAGUUGGAGGGAGAGAUUUGAGCAUUGGUGGAAGGAGUAGCAAUGUGGAAAGGUGGGAUUACCAUGAUCCUUACAUGGCCAGAAGAUGGGCUAAGCACUUACAUGGAUAUAGACUAUGAGGAUAAGUCAAGAAAUACAACUUGUCUUCACGGACUUGUGAUUUCUGUUCCAAUCAUUUCUGAUGAAAUGCAAACAGAACAACAACAAGAACAAUGAAUGGAGAAUGGAAGGAACCGAAGUUCAGUUCAACUGGAUGUCCUUGCAAAACGCCAUGGUAUUUUUUUAUUUUAUUAAUUUCUUUCUUUGAUGGGUAUUACCAUGGUAUUUCUGUAAUAUUGCUCCAUAUGUAUUUUUCGAUUUUCAUUUAUAGGAAUUUGCAAAAAUGGUAAAGAAUCAUUGAAGGGUAGUCAGAUUUCUUA